UGCUGAGCUCGCUGGCCAACGCUGCCCUGGCCGUGCUGUUCUACUGGGCCGUGCGCAUGGUGGCACCUGCUGUCCUGGCCGUGGCCGGCUUGGUCUUCCUGCUGGCUGAGGUGCUGCCCUUCGCCGUCAGCUCGCGCUGGGGGCUGGCGCUGGCUCCCCGCGGGCUCUGGCUGACCCAGCUCUGUAUGCUGCUCACCUUUCCCGUCUCGCUGCCGCUCAGCAAGCUGUUGGAGCUGGCCCUGCAGCAUGACGCCAGCACCUGCCUCCUGCGGGAGAAGAUCGUGGACAUGGUGCGCAACAGUGACCCAUACAACGAGUUCGUGCGCGAGGAGUUCAGCAAGGGCGCCCUGCGCAACAAGACGGUGGAGGAUGUGCUGACGCCGCUGGACAAGUGCUUCAUGCUCAACGCCAAUGCCGUGCUGGACUUCAAGAGCAUGUCCAUGAUCAUGCAGAGCGGCUACACCCGCAUCCCCGUCUACGAGGAGGAGCGCACCAACCUGGUGGACAUGCUCUAUGUCAAGGACCUGGCUCUGGUGGACCCGGACGACUGCGUGCCGCUCAGCACCAUCAGCAAGUUCUACAACCACCCCCUGCACUUCGUCUUCAACGACACCAAGCUGGACGCCGUCCUGGAGGAGUUUAAAAGAGGCAAAUCGCACCUGGCCAUUGUGCAGAAGGUGAACAACGAGGGAGAGGGCGACCCCUUCUACGAGGCCAUGGGGCUGGUGACGCUGGAGGAUGUCAUCGAGGAGAUCAUCAGGUCGGAGAUCCUGGACGAGUCGGACGACUACAAGGAGAACAAGGUGCGGAAGAGGCCGGCCCCCAUGGGCACCCUGCUGGAGCACAGGAAGGAAGAUUUCUCCUUGUUCAAGGGCUCUGACAACGAGCACAAGGUGAAGAUCUCCCCGCAGCUCUUGCUUGCCACACAGCGCUUCCUAUCCCGAGAGGUGGAUCUGUUCAGCCCGGCCCGCAUCUCCGAGAAGGUCCUGCUGCACCUGCUGAAGCACCCCAGCGUCAACCAGGAAGUGAAAUUCAAUGAGAGUGACCGCCUGGCGCCCGAGCACUACCUGUACCAGCGCAACCAGCCCGUCAACUACUUCAUCCUGGUCCUACAGGGCAGGGUGGAAGUGGAGAUCGGGAAGGAGGGGCUGAAAUUCGAGAAUGGAGCGUUCACGUACUACGGUGUCUCGGCGCUGAUGGCACCCUCCUCAGUUCACCAAUCGCCAGUGUCCACCCUGCGGCCGAACCGGCGUGAGCAACCGCUGGACUGCAGCGAGGGCACCUCCUAUUCCACGUACUGCCCCGACUACACCGUCCGGGCGCUUACCGACCUGCAGUUCAUCAAGGUGACCCGGCUGCAGUACCUCAACGCCCUCAUGGCCUCCAGGAUACAGCCGUCCCCCCAGUCGCCCGACAGCCUGGAGCUGAAGAUCGUCCCCAACAGCCAGACGAAGCUCCUGGACGACAGGAACGCUGUGCCAGGAAAAAGCAGCCAGCCCCUUGGGGAAGAGGAGCACAUGGGCAUCUAACCCCUCCCCCUGCAGGACCUGCUGACGGCAGCGUGGGAGCUGGCGCCAUCCUCCCGGCUGUCCUAGCCGCCUCUUGGCUGGGAGUCGGGCCCUGGGGACUCGCCUGACAGCAGCAGAAAUCUCAUGGGGUGGGAUGCCCCAGACGCCCGCCGUGCGCGCGCGCACACACACACCCCGUGCUGCCUGAAGGGGCUGCCCCAAAGGAUGCCAGCCACUUGGACUCUGCUCCAGAGGAUCUCGCUGCAUCAGGACCAACUGCCAGGGCAGCCAGAGCUGGAUUCUAGUCCACGGGAGAAUGACCCGAUCCCCCCUCGGUGGCCGGAGCCCCAGGCAGUAUCAGCACCUGUGCCGACAAACCUCCAGGGAGCAGCGCCCAGAUCGAACCAGACCCGCUGGCUGCUGGGGGCACCUGGCGAGCUGGGUGGAGGCUGCAGGAGAGCUGCUGGUGGCGGGUUGUGGGCUGGUUCCUCUAUAGGGUGCCCUCUGUGUGUGCCUGGACUAGGCAUUCCUCUCCUUGGUGUGUUCUCUGCCAGGCUCCCCUGGGCACCCUGGGCUAUCCCUCCUCUGCCCGUGUCAGCCUGGGCCAUUCCCCUGAGCCCGCCAAGCCAGCUCUGCUCCAGGAGCCAUGCUGGGAUGCCUCGGCCUGCCCCAGGGCAGAGCUCUAGGGUCAGUUACCUGUCUAGGCUUCCCUUCCCGUGGGGCGCUGGGUGUCACCCCAUCCCUGCCCUCCUAAGCCAGGGCCCAUCACCGCCAGCCCCUUCCAGCGGCUGCCAGCAGAGAGCCCACAUGGGAGGCUAGGCUCUGCCCCUGCACCCCUGGCUGUCUCUUCCCGAGGCACUGGGGGUGCUGCCCUUGCCCCAGGCUCUGCAACCUGAGCCAGUCUUCAUAAGUGGGCCCGGUGGGGCUGCCUGUCAGUCAGCGGGGUUGAUUGCUGGGGGGCACAGUCCUUGCAGCCCUGUCCUCCCCUUCCCCUGAGGAUGAGAGAUCACAGGGGCCACAGGCACACGGUGCCGCGAUUGCAGACUGCAUUGAGCAGCCCAAUGGACGGAGAUUCCCCACCCCUCGGACACGUUGCCUGGCCACAGGCCCCGGAGAGCUCAUAGCUGCCAGAGGGCUAAAGGUCUGACAUGGACACAGGGCCGCCGGGCUGGACACCUGCCUUGUUUGCUCCUCUCUACUACCCGUGUUUUCAAGGCGCUGGGUGGGAGAGCAGCGCCUGGCCCCAGAACAGCAGAGCCUGGCGCGUGCAGGUAAAGGAGUUGUAAUCU
Messenger RNA from Emys orbicularis (European pond turtle), 2797 nucleotides. RefSeq names its product metal transporter CNNM3-like. Gene Ontology annotation, molecular function: transmembrane transporter activity. The coding region runs from base 57 to 1529 and encodes 490 amino acids. The transcript has 8 exons. The record is from RefSeq and is a predicted model, not a curated record. Gene Ontology annotation, biological process: transport; intracellular manganese ion homeostasis; magnesium ion homeostasis. Gene Ontology annotation, cellular component: cytoplasm; plasma membrane. Lineage: Eukaryota; Metazoa; Chordata; Testudines; Emydidae.